GUGGCGGGGGAGCGGUUCCCUGCGGCAGCUGGGGCUGUCCCGCGGUGCGGGGCUGCUGGAGGCGGCUCCCGGGGGUUCCCGCGGCUCCGAGGGUGGCUCCCGGGGCCGGCGUUUCUCGUCGGGCGGCGCCGUUGCUGUCGGAGCUGGAAGGGCCGUCUCGGCGCGCGGAGGUUCCGGAGCCGUGAGCUGUCCCCUCAGGGCGUGCGGGUGUCUGCUGGGGAAGGCGGGAGUGCGUCCUAGCCCCUCCUACCUGCAACGCCCCGGCUUUCCACUUGUGCCUCAUGCUGUUGGGGGAGAAGACCUUUCAGGGAAGGCAGCUUCCUAAGCAGGAGGGAAAUGGCAAUCUUUGCAAACUGCAUAUUCUUUAUUAAAGUUAAAUACUUAACCAUUCAGGAGAGGAGCAGGCUGAAAGCAUCCAUACAAGAAAAUGGUGGAGUAAUUAAUUUUGUGCUUAAUCACAAGAGUACAUACGUUCUUGUGGAUACUGCUGAUGUCUUGAGCUGUCGUGAUCUAGAAAAUAUUCAGAAGUACCAGGUUCCUGUUUUAUAUGCAGAUUUCAUUUGGAAAUCAAUUGAAAAGGGGAAGCUUUUAGAGAUUGAUUCAUAUAAGGUUAACAAAUCACAUGAUGACACUUCUGACCAAAGGCCUGGCAGACAGGCUGUGGAAGACCUGUCAUCUUCUAAAAAUAGAAGUGCCACAAAGAAAAAUGAAAACAACAAUUACAACCCUACUUUUUUUGAAGAUAGUGAGAGCAGAAAUGAAUCUGAAAGUGAAAAUGAUCAAGAUACUCCUUUUUUUCCCCAAGAUUUUGAAGUUGCAAAAUACAGUGUCCUUGAAAAAGUUAACUCCAGUGAAAGCAAGGAUUUUGUAGUUAUUGAGUUACAGUGUGCCCUAGAGCCUUGUGCGUUUCCAUUUCGACUAUAUGCACACUUCAGUACAUCAGAUGGAGCUGAGAAUCAUAAACAAUUCCUAACUGGUACUGCUGAAGAAAUCAGAGAAAAGUACUGUACUUUUAUUGCAGACCUGAAGAGCCAGGAUUUUCUGCUCAGAGAAACUUUUCCACCAGAAGCAGAAUCUUUAGGUUCUACAAAGUUGCAAAAGUUACUUCUAGAAGAAGCCAUCCAUUCAAGUGUUAUAUGUGAGGAAGUGAGUGACUUUGUGGAACUGAUCUGGGCAGAAACUGUUGGCCAUCUGGAUAGUUUACUGCUUGAAUCAGUGAACAACAUAAGCCUAAAUGAUGUGAGCAAAGCAGAAGGUAUUUUACUCCAAGUAAAGAAUGCACUGGAUGAGGGAGCUGGCGAGGCGGCACUGCGAGAGAUGAUGAUGGAAUUCUAUCGAGUUAUACGUCACAAAACUGAAAUAGACUACACAGUUUCCAAAAAGUUGCUAUCUAGAAAACAGGACCUGUGUCAGCUAAUCAGAGACAUGCUUAAUAUAUGUGAAACAAGUAUGUCGUGCCCAAACCCAUCAUCUUUGGCCAAGUACCGAGCUCUGAGGUGCAGGAUCGAAGCUGUUGACUCAACAAGUCAUGAAUUCCUCAACAUUCAACAACAAGUGUUAAAAAACAAUUACAAUAACUGUCCAGUGAGAAUUUUGCAAGUUUAUAGGGUUGGCAGAAUAAGUGAAACAGCAGAAUUUCUGAGCAGCCUUGGAAAUAUUCAGUCCUUAUUCCAUGCAUCAUCUGUGUGCAACUUCAUGGGAAUUCUUUCCAGAGGACUCCUGAUGCCAAAAGUGGUUGUUGAAGAUCAUGGUGUGGAAAGAACUGACGCUGGGAAUCUGGGCAGUGGCAUUUACUUCAGUGAUUCUGUUAGUGCCAGUAUUAAGUAUUCUUUACCCAGUGAAAUGGACGGAUCCCGGCUUCUGGCAGUUUGUGAUGUUGCACUUGGAUCCUGCUUAGAUUUGGUUGAACGAGAUUAUUCGUUAAACCAGGCACCCUCAGGGUAUGACAGUGUGCACGGAGUCCGCAGAACAGCAGGCACCUCUUCAGACUUCGAGGAUGAUGAAUUUGUUGUGUAUAAAACCUGUCAGGUUAAAAUUAGAUAUGUUGUUAAGUUUUGCCUUGCUGAAGAUCAAAUCAAACCGUUUCAGCCUGCAGUUGGGAUGGAACUGGAGCAAGAUACCAAUGAGCCGGAGUCGCCAUGUCAUUUACAGCAUGAGAGCUAUGCAUUGCCAAGUGCAAAUCCUUUGAAUCCUGAAAAAACUGGUCUUCAGGACAGAUUGGGAAAUCCGAUCCCUCUGGAAGGUGUUUAUAUCAAGGGGAGGAUAAUAGACUUUGUAGCACAGGUAGUAAUGUUUCAGACCUACACCAAUCAUAACAGUAAACCAAUUGAAGCUAAAUAUGUCUUUCCUUUGGAUGACAAAGCUGCUGUUUGUGGAUUUGAAGCUUUUAUCAAUGGAAAACACGUAAUUGGACAGGUUAAAGAAAAGAAAAAAGCACACAGGGAGUAUCGGGAAGCCAUCAGUCAGGGUGAUGGAGCUUAUCUAAUGGACCAGGAUGCACCGGAUGUUUUUGUAAUAAGUGUUGGAAACUUACCUCCAAGUUCUACAGUUGUGAUCAAAAUCACGUAUAUCACUGAACUGAGUUUUCAACAUGGUUCUAUCACCUUUCAUAUGCCUGCUUCUGUGUCACCAUGGCAACAGGACAAAGCAUUAAAUGAAAACACACAGGAUACAAUAAAAAAAGUUUGUGUUAAACAAGUAAAACCACAGAAAAAUGUAUUUUCUGUGGAUAUGUCUAUUGAGAUGCCAUCUAGUAUUGAACGCAUACAUAGUUGGACACAUAAACUUAAAAUAAAGAAAACAGAAUGCAAGGCUGUAAUUCAGACUGUGGAGAACAGCUCCUUGGAUGUUAGUGGCUUUGUUCUAGAUAUCUGGAUUUCACAGGUCUACCUGCCUCGAAUGUGGGUAGAGAAGCAUCCCAACAAAAAGAGUGAGGCUUGCAUGCUUGUAUUCCAGCCAGAAUUUGCAACAGCACUUGAAGAAGUGCAGCUGUCCAGUGAAGUUGUUAUUUUAUUAGAUUGCUCAAAUUCUAUGGCAGGAUCAGCUCUGCACCAAGCAAAGCAGAUUGCUUUACGUGUUUUGGAACUAACUGCUUUCAGACAAAGAGUGAAUGUAAUAAAAAUUGGCACAAAUUUCACAGAAUUUUCUUCUUUUCCAAUGAACAUCAUAAAUGAUUUGGAAUCUCUGAAGGAGUUUAUUACAUCUGCCACUGCAACACUGGGAAACACUGACUUAUGGAAGGCCCUGCGUUACUUACGCCUGCUGUUGCCUUCUCAAGGAUGUCGUAACGUUGUUUUUAUAUCGGAUGGACACAUUCAGAAUGAGAGUGUGACCUUCCAGAUUGUGAAAGAUAAUGUCCACUACACGAGGUUAUUUACAUGUGGUGUAGGUUCCACAGCAAAUCGACACAUGCUGAGAUCUCUGUCCCAAUAUGGUGCUGGAGCAUUUGAAUACUUUGACUCAAAAUCAAAGUGUAACUGGGAGGCAAAGAUACAGAGCCAAAUAUCUAGAAUAUUUUCUCCAGAAUGCAGAUCAAUUUCUAUUAAAUGGCAACAGUUUGACAGAGGUGCACCAGAGCCAAUGCAGGCUCCUGCCCAAAUACAGUCUUUAUUUAACAAUGAGAGGCUUCUCGUCUAUGGAUUCAUCCCUCACUGUACUCAGGCCACCUUAAGAGCAAUAGUAAAUGACGAAGAACUACAGACUGUGGUGUCAACUACGGAGCUACAGAAGACAACAGGAACAGUGCUGCACAAACUUGCAGCAAGAGCUUUCAUUAAUGACUAUGAAGAUGGGAUUCUUCACGAGAAUGAAACAGAACAUGAGAUGAAGAAACAAACCUUGAAAAACAUGAUUAUUCAUCUCAGCUUGGAGAACUCAAUUAUAAGCCAGUUUACAAGCUUCGUUGCAGUUGAGAAACGGGAUGCUGCUGAAACUUCUGCUGCUGAUGCUCCAAACAUCCUGGAAAUUAUAGCUCAAGAAGAUGUAGAUUUUUUACCUUACAUGGACUGGGAUGGAAAGGCAAUGGAUUAUGGCUUCAUAUUUGCUGGAGGAGUUAGCUAUACCCCGGCAUGUUCCUCAUCUGUACAACAUUUUUGUUCAGCUGAUUUCCAAGGUGAACCUGCAGGCUUCCAGUUUCAGUCUUCAGGCGUUCCUGUUAGUCAAAAGAGCAUCUCAUCAAAAAACAGGGCACAGAGCUUUGCCAGUGUUUCUGAUCUUGAAAGUGAUGUUGACAGCCUCAAAUCAGAUUCCAGUUUGGAUGGAGAUACCACAAUAGAGACAUCUGGAACAAGGUCUCCUUCACCACAUUGCUUGCAUCUGCUGGAAGAUACUGAACUUCCCUCGUUAGGAACUGCUCUGACUCAACACAAUUCACUUCAGGCACCUGCACUUAGAAAAUCUGGUGUUUUCAUGGAUGUUCCUAAACCUGCUUCUCCUCCUGCUUCUCCCCUUUGCUCUUCUUUUCUAGAAUUGGUGGGAGGCAUGAAACCACUUUAUUCUCCUUGUGUUCCUCCUCCAAUGGUGGGUUCAGCAUUGUUUGGUUCACCUACCCCCACAUGCGCAAAUUCUGAAAAGACUAAUGUUGAAAACCAAGUCACUCCCGAAUUCAGUGUUUUUAAAGGUGAUAGAUCAGCAACAGCAGUAGUGCGACUGGCAAAGAAAAAGUCAGUUCCAACCUGUAAUGAUCCAACUCCUGAAGAAGGAUUUACUGGGGGCUUUAGUGCUGGGGAACAGUUUUGCCAUUCUAUGCCAAGUCCUACGUUUCGGCCACUUUGUCGACGCCGUUUGGUAAAUAGGAAUGAAAUUCCUGAACUCCAAGAUCAGGAACAAUCAAGGUGCUUUAUAACACCAGAUAAAGAAAGGAUUCAACAGAGACGUGAGUUGACUUCUGUAAACUGGAAAGAAAUUUUUGCACUCCAAAAUCAGGAUGGCUCUUGGAAUCUCAGUCCACAGUUGGGAAAAAUCUUGAAAUUUGAUGUUGAUAAUUUAAUUAACAAUUUCCUUAUUAGAAAAGGCAUUCAGUCACUUGGUGCAAACAGAAAAGAAAAGCUGCUGCAGCUGAUUGCCACUCUUCUUGUGCUACAGUUCAUACGGUGCAGAAAGGAACUGAAAGGAAUAGUUUUCAAAACACUGAUGAAACUGGAUGGCUCAUCUAAUUCAAGUGGUGUUCAUUGGGCCUUUGAGUUGAUCACAAAAGCAACAGAGUGGGUAAGAAGAGCUGAAAAACAAUUUCCAUCUAUUUGCUAUCGACUUGAACUUGGGGAAAACUGGGAUUCUGCCACCAAGAAGAUACUGGGUAUCAAGUUUAUCUAACAUUAAUUAUCUUUCUACUUAAAAUAUUUUCUCACAUAAUUCUUUAAGAUAAUGGCAGAGUUAGCUUUCCUUGCAGUUUUCCAUAAAAAGUUGAAAUUUAUGACAAUUGAUUUUGUAUUAUUACUGAAUAAUAAUUCUGAUAGUCACAGACUUAAAGGUAUGGAAAUAAAGGGCCUUGUAGUUAAGUAAGUCUUGAUUUUACAUAUAUGUACUAUUUUACUUACCUGUAACUCUCUUAAAAAUACCUUAAUAGUUCAGGGUUUUUUACAUGAAUCACUUUGGUUGACUGCGUAUCACAAAAGUACUUUUAUAAUAUCUGUGUUUUGAUUUCUCCUAAAAAUCUUACGUACUUUUUAAACGGCAAAGCAAGCAUACUUCAGUAAUGCAGUUAAAUAUUGCAGAUGUGUUGUCAGAUAAAAGAAUGUGAUCAACAAAGAACUAAUAAAUGUCUUCAUAUCAGUGGAUGGUUUUGUAAUUCUUACAUUGUGCCUUAAAACGCAAACAGCAAAACUAUUAUCUCCUGCACUGCUUUUGUUAUCAGUCAUCGGUCAAUUUGUGAAGACAUAGGUCAGUUUUGUUACAAGGAAUGAGUUGUUUUGUGUGGGUUUUUUUUCCUAUUACUCUGUAUUCUGAUUUCAUUCUGACAACCUAAGUGAUAAGUUUUAUUGUAUACUGGGCCAAACACUGAAACCUAUAAACAAAACCAGAUUAAAAGGGAUUUAUUUCAAUUUAA
Messenger RNA from Apus apus (common swift), 6043 nucleotides. RefSeq names its product poly(ADP-ribose) polymerase family member 4 (gene PARP4). Gene Ontology annotation, molecular function: NAD+ poly-ADP-ribosyltransferase activity. NCBI's taxonomy places the organism in Eukaryota, Metazoa, Chordata, Aves, Apodiformes, Apodidae. The record is from RefSeq and is a predicted model, not a curated record. Bases 337 to 5310 code for a protein of 1657 amino acids. The transcript has 37 exons.